Fusarium pseudograminearum CS3096 is the source of this 1815-nucleotide messenger RNA. RefSeq lists its product as uncharacterized. The transcript has 2 exons. The coding region runs from base 1 to 1815 and encodes 604 amino acids. Gene Ontology annotation, cellular component: mitochondrial matrix; mitochondrial DNA-directed RNA polymerase complex. Gene Ontology annotation, molecular function: mitochondrial transcription factor activity. Lineage: Eukaryota; Fungi; Ascomycota; Sordariomycetes; Hypocreales; Nectriaceae. The record is from RefSeq and is a predicted model, not a curated record. Gene Ontology annotation, biological process: transcription initiation at mitochondrial promoter.
AUGUUCAUCGCUCGGCAACAUGCGCGGUCAACGCUUGCGCGGCCAUUCCCGCGCACGAAGUUACCUGUCAAAGGUCAACUCCAACUCCGAUACGCCGCAAGUCGAGCCCUCAACGACAAGCUCAUCCCAUACAAUGAAUUAGCAGAGCAGCUUAGUGAUACAGGACUUUGGGUUAAUAUGAUGGGGAAGAAGAAGAAGAAUGCGGUUGGAGAUAAACAUCGUGUUAAUAUCGUUAGUCAAGACCUUUGUGAUGAUGUCGCCAAUUAUAUCGGUCCCUCCCUCCAACGCCAUCGCGGUUGCGAUCUCGUCGAUAUAAACCCCGGCGCCGGUCUAUGGAGCAAGACUCUGCACGAAAUAGUCCAGCCUCGAAAACAUAUCCUCAUGGAACCUGAUAUCGAUCUCUACAAGCCCUUCCUCGGCGACUUCCUCAACAAACCCAGUGUCGAAGUCGUACCCAAGGCAGGUAUCCUCUGGAAAGAACUUCAAGAGGUGCUCCAAAACCACAUCAAACAAGAAAUUCGCAAACCCGAUGCCGAGCCAGAGCGCAAUGAUACGUUACUCGUCAACGUCAACCUGUCCUAUUGCCCACCCAAGAAGUACCAGAUGUUCGAAUGUGUUAGCACAAUGGUUCUCUACCAGCUCAUGUCCAGUAUUCGCACUGCUUCUCUCUUCCAACAAUACGGCCUUGUGCGCAUGCUCAUCUGGAUUUCCAACGAUGGCAAGCGCAGACUCCUCCCACGAAGCUCAAUCCGUCGCAGGCGCAGUGCUUUCGAAGCUGAACUCGCCCUCGAAUGGCUCCACGAAGUCGCAGGCCACGACACCGAGAUCGAAGAUCGCUACGAACUCCGCGACGAGUGGAUCAACAUGGAAUCAGGAUAUCGCACGCUCGACCGCAUGGAGAAAGCUGGCCUUACCAUGCCCUCUGGCCGUGAAACAGCCAUCUACAAGAACCUCACUGCAAACCGCGAGUAUGCAGGCCGACCUCUCGCAGGCGUUGAGCGCCCUAUCCACAGUCGACCUUUCCGCCAAGAGCUCAUAGACACCGAAAAGGCAUUUGAAAGCUCAGACACAACUUUGCCAUCUGAUCGUCUCAAAGCGCUGCGCUUCCGUCAAAAGUACGACGACGCGGAUUCAACGCUCUACCUCGAACUUUUGCAAGAGCGCGAUCGCCUCAUGAAACUCGGCUUCAAAUCACCAUCCAAGCUCCCCGAGGCCGAAGCGGAGUUCGAUGCGCGUCUCGAUAACAUCAAGAAGAACACACGGAAAGAAUGGGCAAUGGUUCGUGACAACUACCAGCUCUUCAAGCAAAAGGAUCCCAUCCUAUUUUGGGAUCGUCGCCCCUUCGAACCGCUCGCCACGCACGCCAAGGAGUUCUUUCCCAAUAUGCCCUGCGCUCUUCUCGACCUCCAACCCAAAGCCAUGAACAAGUACAUUCGCCAGCACGGCCCUGAUGCCCGCAACGGUACCAUCUCAGAUACCAUGCUGCGCUACUGGUGGCAGCACAUGCUUCUUCCCGUCCCCGACGCGAUGGAUGGUCUGUGGCCUGGUUUCGGCGAUCAAGCACCCGGUGUAGCUUCCAUCUACGACCCAGCACAGGGUGGCUCGCCUCUAACGAGACACGGUGCUCUGGCCGCGAGAUGCGUGACGGAACAGCACUGGGCUGACAUCAUCAAGGCGUGGACCGAAUGGCCGUUUGCCCCUAGCUACACAACACUCGUAGGGCGCCUGAUGGACGAGUACGAGUAUACCCCACCCUCAGACGACGACGAUUCUAUGAAAGGCGGCGCAAUGGGGGUAAGUGGAAGUUCAUUUUAA